Hevea brasiliensis (rubber tree) is the source of this 2249-nucleotide messenger RNA. RefSeq lists its product as uncharacterized. The record is from RefSeq and is a predicted model, not a curated record. The transcript is spliced from 6 exons. Gene Ontology annotation, biological process: tRNA guanine ribose methylation. Bases 96 to 1133 code for a protein of 345 amino acids. Lineage: Eukaryota; Viridiplantae; Streptophyta; Magnoliopsida; Malpighiales; Euphorbiaceae. Gene Ontology annotation, molecular function: RNA binding.
CAAACAGACUUCGUCUUCUAUUCUAGGCCCGCGAAGCCAUAUCCAUAACCAUAAGCCUACAUCCUCUCCGCUAAUCUGGGCGCCAACAUCCAAAAAUGAGAUCCUGCGAAACCUUAACCCUAAUCUGCACAUCGAUUUCUUCCAUCGAAAAAUCAAAACCACAUUUCUUCAAUUCCAAAUCUUUCUUUCCAUUCUCUCUCCGCUCUGUUCCCUUCCUCUCCCUCAAUUUUCAUCUCCUCUCUCGAUCCCUUCCAGGAACUAGUCCCUGCAGAGUCCGUGCAAGGCCUUAUGGGACUCUGCAAGGAGCAAUCUCGUUAGAAUCCACAGAAUUUGAAGCAGGCGAAUCCCAAGAUAACUCCGAGAAAAACAACACCGUAGAGUACUUGCUCAACAACCGCGAUGAUGUUUCGACACUGAUGAAAAUGGAGAGGAGGUUGUCGCCGGUUUUCGACAGUGGAGUUGAGCCCGCACAACUGCUAGGGCGGUGGUUUCCUUACUUGGAUAGGUUUAAGUGUGGGAAUGGGGUAUAUUUGAAUAGCGGGGAAGUAUUGGAGGCGGUGGGGCCGUACAUAAUGGAAGAGAGGAAGGAAAGGUUUAGGAGUGCGGUGAAGAACCGGAGCUACUCGGUGUGCCUGGUGGUGGAAGGAUUGAGUGAUUUUGGCAACGUUUCAGCCGCGUUUCGGUCUGCGGACGCGCUGGGAUUCCAGUCAGUUCAUGUGGUCUCGUGUGAUAGCUCGAAAAGGUAUAGAGACAAUCGCCACGUUAGCAUGGGUGCAGAGAAAUGGUUGGAUAUUGAACUUUGGGACUCAACCCAAGAGUGCUUUCAAGUUCUAAAAUCACGUGGUUAUCAAAUUGCCACGACACACGUUGGAAUGGAUGCUGUAUCCAUUUAUGACAUGGAUUGGUCAUGCCCAAUUGCAAUAGUAGUUGGAAAUGAAAAUAGGGGGAUAAGUGAUGAAGCCCUGGAACAUUCAGAUUUGCACUGCAGUAUUCCAAUGAAAGGCAUGGUAGACUCUUUCAAUGUUUCAGUUGCAGCAGGCAUCCUCAUGCAUCAUGCUGUUUGUGACAGAACUUCUCGGCUGCAAACAAAAUUAUAUGAACUUCAAGGAAGUUCAUGUUCAUCCUUGAAAUGAGGGUGAUCAGAUGCUGUUGUUCUUGGAGCCAACUAAUUUGCUUAUCAGAAAGGAGAAUAUGAGAGAGGACCAUUAUUUUGUCUGGUAUCCCAGAUUUAUAAGUUCAUUGCAUCCGUUGGCAAAUGUUGUUAAAAUGUUAUGCUUCUUGAUGCUAUCUGCAAGACAAGGAAGGGUCAGAAAGCCAAUGGGGUGUAUUUCCCCGUUGGCACUCUGAUGAUUGUGGAUUGGUACCAUGGUUAUUCGGCUAUUACUUCUAAUACUUAACAAUGGUUAUCAUCAAACUCUGAUGUACAUGAAUCCCAAUUAUUUAUGUAAUUCAAUUUCAAUUAAAGCUUCGAUCCCAAACAGGUUGACUAGGAGUUAUUUUCCUUUCUUCUGUUCUUGUGUGGGGCCGAACUUUUCAUUUGCGGUUGCAAUUUUAUUUUAAAAUUUAAUGAAAACAUUAAAUUUUGCAUUAAUAUUUGCAGGGCUGUCAUGGUGAUUUGACAUCAGAAGAAAGCCAGAUCCUACUAGCAGAGUUCUCACUGCGGCAUAGUAAGAGUGCAAUAAGCAUUGCUCAUGAGUAUGCAAAGCGCAAGGCAGCUGUGCCCUUGCCAAAGCUUUGAUAGAAAGUGAACCAUGAAAUGUUUGAAUUUUACAUCUUCCAACUUUAGCAUUUAUAUUGCAACUUAAGAAACUGAUGAAGUUGUGCCAAUUGGUGUGAAUGCUAUUGUGGAUCCAUUUUAAGUCAAAUCAGACCAAGUUACUUGAUUGAGAUAUUACGGUGGAGAAAACCCCAGCUUGCCAAAAAAUCUGUUAAUGGGAAGGGUGAGCAGAAUAGUUCACCUAGUGGCCGGGAAUGCCUAAAGUUGAAAUGUAUUUUGGGCUGAAAAUAUUGAUCAAGAAAGAGAGGACAUUUGUUCAUUUGUCUGUUUUGUCAAAUAAUUUUAAUAUCUUAGUCGUGUUUGUCAUGAAUAGGACUAGAGAAGAAAGAACAUAUUUUUACGUUCCUAUUAUUUUGGAGGGGUAAAUGCUAUUUAACUAUGAUAAUUGAUAGGCUGCCAAGCAAUGUAUUAUCAGCUUUAUGCAUCCAUUUUUGUGGUAUAGUAAAAGAUCAGUAAACUUUGUCAAUUUGAA